AGAGAGCUUGUAGAGCAGAAAGACUGUGUGGUGUGCUGAGCCUCUAACCACAUCAGACACCUCCCUGGGCGUGUGUAAUCUCAACUGCUUGUGAGGUCAAACUAUCAGUCAGCGUUUCGGAGCAUGUGCUAGAGCUUCUCAAUUAGCUGUCGUGAGCAUUUUCAACCACCAUAGGCUUCUUCCUGUGUUCUAAUUGCAUGGGGGCCAAAAACCACCAAAAUGUGUUGUUGAUCCAAUCAGCUGAAACAGUGUUUGUCAAUUAGGUCAGGAGCAAGAGACUGAACAUGAUGGCCUCAAUCCAGAGGAUUGUGUCAAUCCAGAGGUAAUGGAUUAGUUCCUUGUUGAGAGGUUACCUCUUCCUGUCUUGAGCAACUGGAUGGAGAGACUAUUGCAUAACGUUAUCGUAAGUUUACAAAGAGCAAGCAGUGGAAAAUAAAAGAGGACCUGAGUAAAAGACCAACCCACAGAGGCAUGAGCAAGAAAGCACCCUUUUGCGUUCAUACACACAAAUUUAGACACAUUAAUAGCAAGCAGAAAGUAUUAGGUUUUACAGGGACCUCAUCGCAUUUCCUGUGGUACAUACAUCAUCAGAUGCCAUUGGCAGGGGCCAUUUUCUGUCAGAUGUCAAGUAAUUGUAUUUGAAUGCAUAUAUAAAUGGGUCUUUAAAGUUAUGUUAACAAUGGUUAAUGGAUUUAAAUUGCAUUUGGGGCAACCGGACAUUUUGAUUAUUAAAUAGAACGAGAUUCAUGCAUUUUGAGGCUACUAGUAUUACUGACAUGAUUACCUGUUUAGUUUAGGCUAAGUUCAAUCAGUAGCUCACUCUGUCUACUAUUCAGUUUGACGGUGACUAAAUCCAACACUGUGUUCACUCACUGCUUCUAUAUUCUGGCUCAUCCUGAAAGGCAACAGUUGACACAUUCACUCCCUGCGUGUAACUGACAAACACCCCUCCCGAGCCCUCCUGACUGAGGCGUCCCACCUGUGUGUGAACAAAACUUCACCCUCACAAACGCCCACAGGUUCCCACCAUAAUCCCCCCACCCACAUCACAGAGGCAUUAGUCUAUCCUAUCAGCCGACCAUCCUCCGCAGCCCUAUGGGGAACAAGGCAGCCUUUCAGUCAGUGCCUCCAGCUGCACGCUCAGGGAUUCAGCCCCGCACACACUGCUCCCACUGUACACCAACGGCUAUCCACACAGAGGGAGAGAAAGGAGAAGAGAAAAGGGGGAGAUAGAAAGAGAGGGAAAGGUGGAAUGAAAGAAAAGUGAGGCCCUUUGAGAUGGAUGUGAGAAAUAGGAGAGGUGGUUUACAAUGAAGAUGGACAAGGUAAAAAUGCAGUUUAGCUCAGAAUUAUUUGACAGAGGUAAGACAAAGUUUGUAAGCACACCGUAGUUUCUGUUUGAAUAGGCAACCACGUGCCACCAUUUUGGUCUUUCUCUAAUGUGUCAUGCCAGUCCUCCCCUUCUCUCUUUCUCUCUCUUUGCUCUUUCUCUAGAACUCUCUCUCUCUCUCUCUUUCUCUCACGCACACGCACGCACACACAUGCAUACACUCAUUUGCACCCUCCCUCUCCAUUUCAACCAGGAGAUUUUGCACAGUCUGAUGACAGUUCCCCUUAUCUCUCUCAGCCAGCUCCUCUAUUUAAUAUGCUAUUUACUUAUUCUAACUAACUGCUUUGAUUAUUUUCACAACUUUCUUUUUCAUGGCUUGUCUGUCACCAUUUCCUCCGUAUCCUAAAACUUUAGAGAAACUGUUUGUGUGGAGGAUUUUUUCCCUCGGACAUUUUUUUGCACAUUUGACAAGCAGUCAAGAAAACUGAGGUGCAGAGGGCUUUGAUCGACUGACAGCUGUUGGUUUAGAGCUUUCAGUUUUGAAGUGGCUCAAUUUUGCACAGCUUGCCGCUCGUAGGGUUAGGCUUGCGGUGUGUUGUCUGUCCUGGGUUCACAGAAAGAGAGAGAGAGUGUCAGAAACGGGGGAAACAGACAUACAGCCAGAGAGAGAGAGGGAUUCCCCCAUGGAGCCAUAGAGACUUCAACAGAUGCUCCAGAGGGAUCACUACUCAAACACUGCUGAGAAGAGUGGAGUCUCACCAUGAUCCGCAAGGAGGCCAAGAGGAAGUCCCGUCAGGAGAGCGUGGCGGGGAAGAAGACCAGGCGCCCCGUACAGAGGAGGAUGACUUGCCCAAGCCCUCAGGAGAUACGGCAGGCCCUGCAGUCUCCCAUCCCCAACUCCUUCAUCCGGGCCGCAAGCCUGGAUGAGGUCAUCCAGCACUGCCUCCACUGUUUCGAUGCAGAGGGGAAACUGUGCAGAGCGACCCAAUUUGUCCAUAUGACGCUGAUGAUGCACAGCUGGGUGGUACCUUCGAGGACCUUUGCCCAUAAACUCCUUUCUCUCUAUAAAGACUGCCCUCUGGAGAAGAAAGGACUGAGACGGACACAGGUCUACCAUUUCAUCAGGCAGUGGAUCAGUAAGUUCCCAGUGGUUUUUGCAGAAGACCCACAGCUGAGGGAGCAGAUGGGAGACCUCUGGGAGCCGCUGAGGGCAGAGGGGAAGGACCCACCUUGCCAAGUCAUUGACACGUCUUACCUUAACUCUCCAGCAAACACACCCCAGGUGCCAUCUCCCUCUGUGAAAAAGAGAAAAGUCUCACUGCUCUUUGACCACAUGGAGCCAGAUGACAUGGCCAAACUCCUUACUGAACUGGAGUUCAGGAACUUCUGUAACGUCUCAUUUCUGGACUAUCGCAGUUAUGUGGUGCAUGGCUCCGUGCGGGACAACCCUGCUCUGGAGCGCUCAGUAAUGCUGUGUAACGGCGUCUCUCAGUGGGUGCAGCUUAUGAUCCUGAACAGACACACAGCACAGCAGAGAUCCCAAGUCUUCACAAAGUUCAUACAUGUGGCUCAGAAGCUGCGCUCUCUUCAGAAUUUCAACACUCUAAUGGCUGUAAUAGGGGGCCUCUGUCACAGCUCCAUAUCUCGCCUUAAAGACACUGCCAGCCUGCUCUCCUCAGAUGUGACCAAGGCUCUGAGUGAAAUGACUGAGCUCCUGUCAUCCAGCAGUAACUAUAGCAACUAUCGUCGCGUGUACAGCGAGUGCACAGGGUUCAAGGUGCCCAUCUUGGGAGUGCACCUGAAGGACUUGAUUUCAGUGAACGAGGCACUGCCAGACUACCUAGAGGAUGAUAAGAUCAAUCUGGGCAAACUACAGCAUCUGUACGACAAUAUCAGUGAGUUACUGGCAAUCCAUGAGUGGAAGAUUCCUUUCAUCCCCAACAAGGACCUUCUACCCCUACUAACAUUGUCCCUGGACCUGUAUUACACGGAAGAUGAGAUAUAUGAACUCUCCUAUGCGAAGGAGCCCAAAAACCCCAAGAUUCAGCCUGCUACUCCAGUGAAGCCUCCUGCAGUCGCAGAGUGGGGCUCAGGUACUCCCCCCAGGCUGGACCCAGACAGAAUCUCUAAACACGUCAAGCAGAUGGUGGAUUCCAUCAUGAAGAAUUACGACUUGAACAUGGAUGGCUACAUCUCCCGGGAGGACUUCAACAAAAUCGCUGGAAAUUUCCCAUUCACCUUCUGCAUGCAUGCGUCUGACAGGGAAGGAGAAAUCAGUCGACAGGAGAUCAUAUCCUAUUUCAUGAGAGGAAUGUCGGUGUGUGCGAAGCUGGGCUACAGCAUCCAGAACCUGCACAACUUCCAUGAGACGACCUACAAGAGGCCUACCUUCUGCGACACCUGUGGAGGCUUUCUUUGGGGAGUCAUCAAGCAAGGUUAUCACUGCAAAGACUGUGGAGUUAACUGUCACAAGCAAUGCAAGGCCCAAGUGAGCAUGGAGUGCCAGAAGAAGUUCCAGCGGUCAUCAGGAGGCUCUUGUCCAUCCACACCUGGCCCCAACAUAAGAACCAAGGGCCACAGUUGGAGUUCAGAAGACGAGGCUUUUGUUUUCCCCCAAGGAAAUGGCUCAGAGAACAGCAAGGGCCUAAAUGUUCUAGAGAGCCAGAGCCACUUGGACUACUCAGCCCUUUCGCAUCAGUGCACUCAGACUGACCCUGGGAUCUGGACUCCUGUAGAGGAGCGGAAAAAGAACCACAUGGGCAAACACUCCCCACCUUCUUCUAUAGGAAAGAGCUCUUCAUGGCGGGGCAACGCACUGGGGUCAUCACUGCCAGAGUCCUCGCUACGGGAGCAGAUGGCAGAGCUAAGACUUCAGAGGGACAAAAGCAGAGAACCUGACUGACUUGCCCUGAUUAGUGAGCUCACGAGUAACAAACUCAGCCACCUCUAAGUCAGGGCCAAAUUCACAAGCAAGGCCUUUUCUGUACACUGAGUACAUUUUCAACACUUAGAGUCUCAGUCCACCUUUUUUUUGCCACUGUAUAUAACUCCCUUUUAAGGGUAUUUAUUAACCUCGGUGCCUAAAAAUCACAAGUGACCAGGAAAGUUUGGAUGAUCUCCAAACUAAAAUGCAUUAAAUGUCCAUUUUGAAAUUGAAGUCAACCCCUUGAUCUGCAUGACUGAAGCAUGUCUUACAAAAGGAUGGCUUGUGUAUCAUACUUGGGUAUCAUACUCAAUUGGUAUACAAAUUGUAUAUACUACAAAUUCAAAUCAACAACACAAAUAUACAACAAGAUGCACACUAGAGUUUUGACAUGACAAAUCAUGCUGUACAUGAGGCACUUUUGAAUGAUGGACAUCUUUGAUGCUGUGAUUCAUGAAACCAAGCAACAUUUAAAAAUAAAUACAUAAAAACGCUU
Messenger RNA from Clupea harengus (Atlantic herring), 4749 nucleotides. RefSeq names its product RAS guanyl releasing protein 4 (gene rasgrp4). NCBI's taxonomy places the organism in Eukaryota, Metazoa, Chordata, Actinopteri, Clupeiformes, Clupeidae. Gene Ontology annotation, cellular component: plasma membrane. Gene Ontology annotation, biological process: Ras protein signal transduction. Gene Ontology annotation, molecular function: guanyl-nucleotide exchange factor activity; calcium ion binding. The record is from RefSeq and is a predicted model, not a curated record.